This is a messenger RNA of Bactrocera tryoni, 609 nucleotides long. RefSeq names its product homeobox protein Hox-C6-like. Gene Ontology annotation, molecular function: DNA-binding transcription factor activity, RNA polymerase II-specific; RNA polymerase II cis-regulatory region sequence-specific DNA binding. The coding region runs from base 1 to 609 and encodes 202 amino acids. The transcript has a single exon. The record is from RefSeq and is a predicted model, not a curated record. Gene Ontology annotation, biological process: cell differentiation; regulation of transcription by RNA polymerase II. NCBI's taxonomy places the organism in Eukaryota, Metazoa, Arthropoda, Insecta, Diptera, Tephritidae.
AUGUUAUAUCCAACGCUUCCACCCAAUGCGUAUGCACCACAUAAUACCUAUGGUAAUCCACAGAUAUAUCCAACACUUCCUCCAACGGAUAAUCGACUGUAUUCACCGGCUACAACAGAUUCACAAACGGAUAACCGCAACUAUUCGCGAACAGUAUAUAGUCGUGAUCAAGUUGCCGAAUUAGAGUCCGAAUAUAGAGGUUGCAAGUUUGCCAAAGGUGCGCGUAGAAGGCAAAUCGCGGAACGCAUAGGAGUGGAUGAAUUAAAAGUAAAAGUGUGGUUCAAAAAUCGACGAGCCAAAGAUAAGAAACGUUGCUCCAUCGCUCCUUCCAAUUCCGAGGAAAACGGGCUAUCUGGAACAGAAGAAAUAUUGGAAGAAGCAUCAUCAACUAGCCAAGAUUCAUUGAAAAGAGUGAGCUGUGACGACAUAGAUGACCUUCUGCAAGUAGUUGAGGACUGUGUUCGGGAAGAAAGAGAACUACUACCACCGCCUUUAAAGAAGCCUAAAGUUGAAACAUUGGAGCACCUUAUAUUAAAUCCAACUACAAAUUAUUGGGUUCUUUACGAUUCUUUAUGUUCGAAUGGUAAAUUAAAUAAAAAUGUACAAUAA